AUGGCCGCCACGCCCCAAGUCACGCUCAUCGAGCUCACGCCGGAAGAGCUUGAGACGAAGAAGAUGGGCUCCCACACCCUGCAAGCCGCAGUCGAAGCGCUCCACCGUGACGGGAUCGUCGUGCUCACGAACGCCGUUGAUGUGGCGCACCUCGACAAGCUCAACGCGCGCAUGGUGCCCGAGGCGCGGGAGCUGUACGCGCGGCCGGGCACACACCGCAACUUCGGCGCCAGCACGGGCAACAUCCAGCAGGAGCCCGUGCUCGAGGACGGCUACGUGUUCGAGGACGUGCUGGCAAACCCGUGGGCCGCCGACGCCAUCCAGUGCAUGCUGGGUCCCCGGCCGGCGCUGCGCUUCUACAGCGCCAACACGGCCUUCCGGGCCGAGGGCCGUCAGCCGCCGCACAUCGACAUCGACUUCGACUUCCCGCGCGUGCCCUUUGGCUACUGCGUCAAUGUCAACCUCGUCGACACGUCGGCCGAGAACGGCGCCACCGAGGUCUGGCUGGGCACCCACGCCGACACCGACAGGGGCGUGCUCGACCGGGGCGUGAGCCACAAGCAGAUCCGCGCCGACCUGCUCGAGGCCCGGCGCGCCGUGAGCCCGCCCGUGCAGCCGAGCCUGCCCAAGGGGUCGCUCAUCAUCCGCGACUUCAGGCUGUGGCACGCCGGCAUGCCGAACCGCACCGACGAGCCGCGCGUCAUGCUGGUGUCGGUGCAGUUCCCAAGCUGGUACCGGAGCGAUCUGAAGAUGAGGCUGCCGGUGAGCAUCAGGGACAAGGUGCGGUGGGGUGAUGUCGAGCCGUGCGUCGAGUGGGUGGAGGACGGGUUUGACUAUCUCAAGGGAGCUCAUGAUCAUGACUUCUCGCUGAAACCGUAG
Phialemonium atrogriseum is the source of this 879-nucleotide messenger RNA. RefSeq names its product putative phytanoyldioxygenase family protein. The coding region runs from base 1 to 879 and encodes 292 amino acids. Lineage: Eukaryota; Fungi; Ascomycota; Sordariomycetes; Cephalothecales; Cephalothecaceae. The record is from RefSeq and is a predicted model, not a curated record. The transcript has a single exon.